Myzus persicae (green peach aphid) is the source of this 1690-nucleotide messenger RNA. RefSeq lists its product as uncharacterized. The coding region runs from base 162 to 1613 and encodes 483 amino acids. The record is from RefSeq and is a predicted model, not a curated record. NCBI's taxonomy places the organism in Eukaryota, Metazoa, Arthropoda, Insecta, Hemiptera, Aphididae. The transcript is spliced from 8 exons.
CGGCUCACAAUCCGUACAUUCGGCCCGACUGUGCUCAUCGUGUACACAUACGUAUUAUACAAAGUAUUUUCAGUUUUUGGUUUUGUUUCUUACUGUAGCGCGGCUCGCGAUUUACAUUGUACAAAAUAACCAAAAAUAUUUUACAGUGACUGAAUUUUAAAAUGUUUAAAAUGUUCACGACCGUGUGGUGUUUAACGGCUUUGGCAUUAGCCGUCUUCGGUCAGGCGACGAAUACCGACGGCGACGACGAGCGUCAAGGCAGAGGGUGGAAUAUGCUGGAUGGAGCCAAACGUUCGUGCGUCGGGCUGAACGGCCGACCAGGCAUAUGUAUGGGCCAAAGCGAGUGCACUGAAGCUAACGGAAAGUCAGUGGGCAGGUGUUUUCCGUUCGAUGCUUGCUGUUCAGUGACACCUAAUUCAUGCGGUGCAUCUUCGAGUUCAAGCACCGCAUAUUUCCAAAGCCCGGAAAAAUUCCAAGAUGUAUGCUCGUACAAGAUCAACGUCAGACGAAACAUUUGCCAGAUAAGAAUCGAUUUCGAGAGGUUUUCACUCGGCCAACCGACCAAACUUACGUCAGAAUCAGCGUACACAUGUGAACGUGACGAGUUUACGUUAAUCACGAACGGCAACACAAAGAUAAAUGUGCCCGUUUUAUGCGGUGAAAAUUCCGGUCAGCAUGUGUAUGUGCCGGUGAACCAACAACAGUCGGAUUCGAGGAGCAACAACAACAACAACAACAAUAACAAUAACAACAACAAGCAACAGAUGACAUUAAAAUUCAGGCUGACCGCCAGGGAUGACGACUACACCGAACCGGAACCGUUUUGGAAAUUGAAGAUCACGCAAUUGGAAUGCCAAACGACGUCGACCAACUGGUGGAAGAUUAAGGACAUCGCACGCCAAGUCUGGGACUGGGAAGACGAAGAGAGAGACGCCUCGAAAUCCAAGUACAGUCUAGCGCCAGAAGGUUGUUUACAAUACUUCACUGACAGACGUGGUUCGUUCGAAAGCUUCAACUACAACAGAGGGACGGGACAUUAUUUGGGCAACUUAAAUUACGCGACGUGCUUCAAAAGGAACCAAGAUACUUGUGGAAUCAAAUAUGAGGCUGUUAAAUUCCAAAUGGCAUACAACCAGAAGCUGACCGGUUCCACGGACCGGGACUGCGAUACUGCCGCUGACUCCGGGCAGACGACGCUCGCACCGGGCCAGACGACGCUCGCACCGGGCCAGACCACACUCGCACCGGGCCAGACCACGCCGCCUGCUGGAACCACUCAGCCACCAGCGGGAACCACUCAGCCACCAGCAGGAACCACUAUACCACCGAACGACGACGAUGAGACCGAAGCUCCGACGAACGGGCGUAGCAGAAGACGACCAUCCGAACGUGGAGUGCACAGCGACUACUUGCUCAUACCGGACGGCCUUUAUUCGGGAUCUCGAUUUGCGUCGAAAUAUUGUGACAAGUCGCUGGAAAACAUCGAUGACAGCACAGUCAAGACUCAAGGACCUCUCUACGUGGCUUUUGUCAGCGACGAUUUCUCGAAUCCCAACGAAGAUGUGGAAAAAGGAUACAAGAUCGAUUAUUCAUUGACAAAUACUGGAUGUUAAACACAUUAAUAUUCAAUCAUAAUUUUAUUUAUUUUAAACACUAACAAAAGCGUUUUAUUAUGCAAAUUUUAUUUAUU